Messenger RNA from Giardia duodenalis, 2700 nucleotides. RefSeq names its product DNA helicase. The record is from RefSeq and is a predicted model, not a curated record. The transcript has a single exon. Lineage: Eukaryota; Fornicata; Diplomonadida; Hexamitidae. Bases 1 to 2700 code for a protein of 899 amino acids. Gene Ontology annotation, biological process: DNA repair. Gene Ontology annotation, molecular function: ATP binding; DNA binding.
AUGCUCAAGGCUAUCGAUGCACUGGUCCUCACCCUUUCAGAGACUGGUGGAGUGACGCCCGAGCCCCCAAGGCCAAGCCCCUAUGUUCCGCUCCAAGAAGUAUACACCCACUGGCAUCCCGUUUUUCAACAGACACCCCACGAUGCUGACAUCUUCAGUCAGGAGUGCUUCACAGGCAUGCAUGAGUAUGUACAGAAACUGCUCGCACGUGAAACUGAGUUACGUGAAGAUGAUGAGACCAAGGACACUGCAGCACCUAUGCCCUUGUCUCUAGAGCAGACGACCUUCGGUCUCCCCUCAGGGGUUAUUGCAAAUCUGCAAGUCAAAGAUUUGUUGCCAUGGCAAAGCGAGCUCCUAUUGAAAACAGUGCCCCUAGAGACUCAGAAAGAUGAGUACGUUCCCCCGUGUUACCGCCACAUCCUCAUAUCAGCGCCAACGUCGGCUGGAAAAAGCCUGGUGGCAUUCAUCUAUAUUCUACGAUGUCUAUCUCUGUGCAAGAAGUCUGCCAUCAUUGCUGUUCCCUUUGUUGCAUUGGCUGAUGAGCUUGUUGGGAAACUGAGGGACAUCAUUCCUCCGGGUUGUGGAGUAGUCGGGAUCACUGGGAUGAAGCAAGUGCCACGGGUCUCGGGAUCUAGACCCAUAAUAUAUGUGUGUACAUUUGAGAAAGCUAUUCUUGUCUUCAGCAAGUUUCUUCAGAAAGGGUUGGUGGCACAUCUAGGGCUACUUGUGUUCGACGAAAUCCAUCUCAUAGGGGACGGGUCUACUCGAGCAUGCAAGUUGGAGCUCUUCAUUAGCCAGCUUAUCCUAUUGGAAAAAACUGCACGCAUCCCAAUUUGUUAUCGGAUCGUGGGCAUGUCUGCAACCCUCAGUAAUAUUUCCGAUCUUCAGCGGUGGCUUGGUUGCUACGUGUAUGAGUGCAACUUCCGACCGAUUUCUCUUCAAGAGUAUGUUCUUGUAGACAGAAACCUAUACCUUUUCAAUGCCCAGACCAAGAAGCUCGAGCCAAGAGGUCAAAUCCUCGUUAACUCUCCAAUUACAAAAGUCAAGCUCAACAUAUCUCCUUUAAAUACUAUUUCUUUGAUUGCACUGAAACCGCUGAUCAUAUUUGUGACUACUAAGCAUGAGACCGUCGAUGUGGCAAACUCCCUAGCCGAGAUAAUACGCACAAGCUUCCCUAGCCCGCCCGCUGAACUCAUAGCAAAGCGCACUCAGCUGAUCACCGAGCUGAAGCAGCUGGGCGAUGUCUCCUGGGCACCCCUCAUCUCAGCAGGGGUCAUGUACCACAAUUCAUCACUGGCGUCUUUGGAGCGUACACUUAUCGAAGAGGCAUUUUCAAACUCAGUUAUUCACACCCUUGUUGCAACCACUACGAUCUCUGCAGGAGUCAAUCUGCCUGCACGGUCAGUAAUCAUUCGAUAUCAGAAGAUUGGGUCUAUAGAACUGGACGGAGCUAAAUAUCGACAGAUGAUAGGGCGUGCGGGUCGCAUGGGCCUCGCCACCAGCGGCCAUUCAUUUCUAUUGCUCACCGAGCGGGACAAGAAGGAGGUCUUGGCAAAGUUGAGUGCCGAAUCUGACGUAGUCACCGCCACAGAACAGUUGCUUUCGGAGCUGCACACGAUUCGUCCGAUAUUAUCUAGUCUCUCUAAAUCAAGCAUCAGCGCAGAAGUGAUUCUGAACAGCUGCAUCUACGAUGUUUCCGUCAGGGAGUUCAUAGAGUCAACACUUGCCCAUGUUCAAGGGUCGCUUAAGCACGAAAACGUCGUUCGAGCUUUGGAGGUAUUGCAGAGCCUUGGUCUUGUGUCAUUCUCAAACGGUAUUGUGCGCCUUACACCUCGGGGAAGGGCGUGCGUUGAUGCAGGAACAGACAUUUAUAAUUCUCUGGUGAUCUAUACGUAUCUUCAGACCUUCCAAACUGAAGGGCUACUGGUUGGAAACGACUAUCAUAUAUGCUGCACAACUAUACCAAUAUAUGCAUCGAUAGUAGCAUCUCUCAGUGACCCAACGUCCGGAGAAAGCGAGUCUACGAAAGAUAUACCCCCCAAUCAGCUCUUUACCCUUCCGUUUCAUUUCAGAGAAACCCCCCUUCUGGCACCGAAAUAUGAGAUUUUCUAUAAUGUUGCAUCUCAAAUGGAUCCGGCAAUCCUUCAUCCGACGCUUGCGAAGCUUCAUCUAAAUAUGGACAUGAUAGAGGCUAAGAUGCUAAAUAGCAGCGGUCCCUGCAGCGUGGGCAUGGCUGCCGCAUACAACGGGCUAGUUACAUACACGUUCCUCACCAGGGUGGAAGGGCUUCAUGCGGCAGCGGGUCUUGAACGAAUCUUUACGGAAGUGCGUACGCUGUUUGGGAUUGAUGGAGGGUCACUUGAGGCAUUGCUGAAGCACUCAAUUCAGCAAAGCAAUGCAAUGGCACAGUUUUCGGACAGCCUUGGACGUACAACCACCGCACAGGUUUAUCGACUUCUCGCAGAUAGGCUACGAAGGAUUACCCUAGAUGAUCUCUCUGACCUGCUGGCAAUCCCAGGCGUGGGAGAAAAGCGGGCACGGGCGUUGCGUGAUGCAGGCUACCGCAGCGCAUGGGAUAUCAUAGAGGCAGGUCUAGAUCGGUUAAAGCAAACAGUUGAUUUCGGUCCAGCCACGGAAGCCGCGUGCGUGGUUAUUUAUCGCGGAGCAGAAAAGUUAUGGGACACGACAGCAAAUGGAUAG